AUGGCCAACGUCAACGUCCCCACGGACACCAAAAUCAAGGAGAAGGAUGUCAACCAAAAGCUACAGCUCUAUGGCAUCUACUCCGCCUUCGCCAAUGGCAAGCCUCCAAGCUCUCUCAUCGCCAUCAAAGAGGCUGUCCAGCGAGGGUCAAGAGCUAGUCGCAGACUGAAGGAAGUCAUCAAGCAAGCGAAGCACCUGCUUCUGUCCAAGAACCAAGGCAACUUGUUGCAAGACUUCAUCUGGGACUGCCAGAAUCUUGAUGGUGGCAAUGCUAGCUUGCCAGGAGCACCUACAGACAAGGAGACUGCCAAGCAGCACGGCAACGAGGCUCUCGAUGGUCUCAAGACAUUGGGCACAUUGAUCCUUAGCAAUGGUCAAUUCCGCAAGCUCCUCGACGAUGCCAUCAUUCUCGUCCGUGACAUGGCUGGCGACGCUGCGUCAAAUGCUGCCAACAAGGUGCGCCCUGACGAGGAACGUCUCAACCAGAUCGAUCAGCCAGCUGAGGACAACACCUGGCACGAUGUUCCAGACUUAAGUAAGGAUAACAUCAAAGGUCAAGUCUCAUCAGCCUACAACAAGAACAAGCCCUUCAACCGUGAGCAGGCCAAGGAUGCUGCUGCCACUGGCGCCGACCAGGCUCAGCAACAGCCUACUGCUGACAACCAGCAAGCUGCCCAGACUGGUGCAUCCACAACUGUUGGUCAACUCAAGGAUCAGGCACGUUCGAACAUUCCCGAUGAGACUCAGGAGAAAGCCCGCGAUGCCAAGAAUGCUGCCGCUCAACGAUCCAAGAACUACCUCAGCAAGAAGAUGCCUCAGGAACGCCGCGAGCAGAGCAUUUGGCGGCUCAAGAAGAUGAUUGUUGAGAUUCAAGGUCACUCCGACUACCAACAAGCAAUCGAGACACUUCUCAAUCUUGCUGAGACCUAUGCUGGUCACGCCAACACUGUCGCAAAAGACAGUCAUGGCACUGUCAAAGGUGCCCAUACUGAUAAUUCUUUGCAGUCUGCCGAAGCUAACCUGAAGACCCUCAUCGAGCGCUUCGCCAACUCCACGAGCACUGACGAUCUCUUCGAUGCCCUCAACCAAAUCUACCGCGAUGCGCAACAAGAUCCUGAGCUUCGCAACUGGUUCAAGCAGGUUGAUGCUUACAUCCGCAAGGCUCUACGCCAGCAAGGUUUCAUUCUCCAAGACCAGGCCAAUGACGAGUGGAAUGCUCUCUACGACAAGGGCAACUUCCUCCUGCGCGAACGCUACCGCAGCCAUACCGAUCGUCUGCUUGAUGAGGUUAAGUUCCUCAGCAGCCAAUUCGAACAGGACCCCCAGAACCGCGCCUUUGGUGAUGCUGUUCAGAAAUUAUUCCUCGACCUUGGCAAUGAUGAGAAUGGCAAGUCAACCUUUAAGCCACACUUGGUCAAGGAUGUUACCGAGGUCAUCAUCCCGGCUAUCUUUGAGAACGUUAGAUACGUACCCAUUCCCCGUAUUGAGGUCUCAGAUCCCAUGGUCGAUGUCGUUGUGGAGAACCUCGUCCUUGAGAGCAACAACCUAUUUCCCAACGUCAUGGAGUUUGGAUCCGACAACUACUUCCGCAUGGGCCGUCGUCAGGUCAAGAACAAACACGAGAACAAGGUCAUGAUCUCUGCCUCUGGCAUUCAAUGUGACCUUCGCGAUGUUGCAUACUACAUCAAGAAGAAGCAGGGUUUCCCGUCGAUCACCGACAAGGGUGUCAUGGACAUCAUUCUCGGCGGCGAAGGCUUCAGCUUCAAGAUCGCUGCUCGCAAUGCGCAAAAGAGCGACCGUACCAAGUUCAUCGCUGUUGACAACGUUGACGUUCAGGUUAAGAACCUGCAGGUCAAGAUCAAGCAGUCCAACCACAAGUUGUUGUUUGGUAUUGCCAAGCCUCUACUGCUCAAGGUCAUGCGUCCAGCGAUCCAGAAGGUAAUCGAGAAGCAGAUCAAGGAUGCCUUUGAGAAGGCUGAUGCCUACCUCUGGAGCAUUCACCAGGAGUCUCGCAAGGCGCUGGAGGCCGCCAAGAACGACCCGGAGAAUGCACCUAAUCUGUACCAGUCAUACGUCGAUGCUAUCAAGCGGAAGGCGACCGAGAAGAAGCAGAAGGCGGAGGCCAAGGCUAGUAACACCGACGUCAACCUCGCUGUCACGAAGAAUGACUCCAUGUUCAAGCAUAUCUCUCUGCCAGGUGGUAUUAGCACCAAGGCUACUGAGUAUCAGAAUUUGGCCGCUAAGGGCGACCGUUGGGAGUCCCCUGUCUUCUCCAUUGGCUCGGCCAAGGAGUCCAGCGACAUCCCCAAGCUUGCUCAAGUCACCCGCAAGCCGCAUAGCACAGCUCAAGCUGGUCUUCGCGACCACUCCUCCGCCGGAACCGGUACCACAGGUGGCGCAGGAUACGGUUCCACUGGUGGUGCAGGAUACAACUCAGGUGUCGGAAGCGCCCCUGGCAGCGGUAUCUCUGGUUCUGGCGGCGCUGGCCAAGCUCUGGGCUCUCAACUCGAUAGUGCGUUCCAACCCAACAAACCCCUAGGUGCGAUAUCGACCACGGGCGCUGCUAACACGACUUCAGGUAACACCGGUACUUACUACGAUGGCGUCACCAAGCAGCAGUAA
Molecule: messenger RNA, 2622 nt
Organism: Cyphellophora attinorum
Lineage: Eukaryota; Fungi; Ascomycota; Eurotiomycetes; Chaetothyriales; Cyphellophoraceae
Exons: 4
Coding region: 1-2622 (873 amino acids)
Source: RefSeq, a predicted model, not a curated record